Messenger RNA from Linum tenue, 2576 nucleotides. Lineage: Eukaryota; Viridiplantae; Streptophyta; Magnoliopsida; Malpighiales; Linaceae. The record is from the annotation of a GenBank genome assembly.
CUGCCGGGCACGCCCCCCCACCAACUCAGAGUAAAUAGUGAUGGCCGAGAGCAGAAGAACCAGCCAACUCCCAGAACGCGUAGGACCCACCCCUGCUCCCUGUUCAACCAAACGAGUGAACCUACCGUUUCCGCGCGGCAGCCAUCACCAUUACCAAGCUGGCUGCCUGCCUCUCUCUCUUCCCCGUUUUUUCAUCGCCGUUUCGUUUUUCUCUCUGAUCUUUUUUUCCUUCUUUCCCUCUCCCCCAUUUUCUCCUCCUGCCCGAUUGACUUCUCAGCAAGUCGUGGGGCCUUUUCACCGAAUUUCGGAAGGAUCGGGAUUCCCCCCAGAUGCACAGAUCGCCUGCAGGGUUCCCCGCCGGCGCGACCGAGUUUUUUGACUGCCAAUUGGGUGCCAAGUUGAAGCUCGCGAGUUAGGGAAAGCGGAAAAAAGAGAGAAGAAAAGAAAAAGGAAAAGUAAAAGGAAAAAUGGGUGCUUGUGCUUCGGCAAGGAGAAAAGGGUGUGUCGUAUUCCCUUUCCCUUCCAAGAGGAAGGUCGAGGAGAAGAGGAAGAGCGACAAUGGAGAAGGUGGGAGGCGGAGGAGGAAAUCCCGGAGACGGAUUAUCAAGCGGCGUGUCUCCUCUCGCAAGGUUGAAACCCUCGAUCCUACCCGCCAAACCGAUCGGACUUUCUCUAAUCCUGUGUUUCAAGGAAGCAUGGAUGGUACUUGGUGUGAUGCCACCUCUGAGCUUGAAUCUGAAUGGGAUGACGAGUUUUAUAGCGUUUAUGAAGAUGGGUACUCUGUCGUCGACUCUAAUGACAAUGGUUCUAGCCUAAGUGGUCCGCCUCAUGAUAGCAUAGCUGUCGAUUCCGCUCGAGAUGUCUCUCGUGGAAGCGGUAAUGAGCAGCCCAAGCACACGCAUUCUUCUUCGAGACUGAAUGAUGCUACUCAAAGGGAAGCGAAUCCUGCUGCUGGAGAGGAAGUUUCAAGUGUGAGUAUUGUGGCUGAUAAUCAUUGUGGGAUUCUACAAAAUGCUUGCUUGCCUUGUAUUCCUUCAAAUGGUCCUACGGUGGAAAAGAAGAAAUCGAUGAAUUCUGAUACUGCUAGCUCAAAGAAAAAACCUAUGCUUAGACUUUCAUUUAAAUGGAAGGAAGACCCUGUGCCUACAUUAUUUUCUCCAAAAGGACUUUCCCAGAGGCCAGUUGCUGGUUCUACUUUUCCUCACUGCCCCAUUGAUAAGAAGAUUUCAGGUUGUUGGUCUCCUCUUGAGCCAAGUAGUUUCAAAGUACGGGGAAGGAACUACCUCCGGGACAAGAAGAAAGAGCCUGCACCAGAAUGUGUUGCAUUUCACCCUUUUGCUGCCGACAUCUUCUUAUCCGAGAGAAAAAUUCCUCAUAUUGCUAGAUAUGUUGAACUCCCAACGCUUAGUGCCUAUGAUGAAGUCCCAGCUGUUCUUGUUGUUAAUGUUCAGGUACCAUUAUAUCCUGCCUCAAUUCUGCACGGUGAAAGUGACGGAGAAGGAAUGAAUUUGGUUAUGUAUUUUAAGCUGUCUGAGAGUUACUCAAAAGAGCUCCCCACUCAUUUCCGGGAAAAUAUUAUGAUUCAGCUGCUAAUUUACUUUUCUGAUGGAUUUUCCUCUCUUCUGCAGAAACUCAUUAAUGAUGAGGUUGAACGGGUCAAAGGUUUCCCUCUCGAUACAAUUGCACCAUUUAGGGAAAGAUUGAAAAUUUUGGGCAGACUUGCAAAUGUCAAUGACCUUCAGUUAAGUGCUACCGAGAAGAAGCUCAUGAAUGCUUACAAUGAGAAACCUGUUCUAUCACGGCCUCAGCACGAAUUUUACUUGGGAGAGAACUACUUUGAGAUUGAUUUGGAUAUGCACAGAUUCAGCUACAUCUCUCGGAAAGGUUUUGAAACAUUCAAUAACAGAUUGAAGUACUGCAUAAUGGACUUUGGCCUGACAAUUCAGGGACACAAGGCAGAAGACUUGCCUGAACAUAUUCUGUGUUGUAUGCGCCUAAACAACAUUGACCAUACUAAGUACAGCCAGCUCGGAUGUUGACUUGAGACUCACUUCGGGAAAAUGGGUUCAUUUCAUCGAUUUCGCCCCCAAACAACGGUCUAAUAUGCAGCGGAGAGAUUAAGGUUUUGGAUCUUGGGGCGCCCAUUCAUCUGUACAGAGUUCUGAUGAUUCAAGUGUUGUACAGGUCCCCAAUGAAGAGAAAAGAAAAGUUCAUCGCCGCCAUGAUUCAAGUCAUAGUGCUUAGAGAUAUGUCAAUUCUGCUAUCUGUGUCUUUUGAGAUGUGGAAAUCAGAUGUAUAGCCCUUGACCGAUGUAAGUUUGGUUGCCUGUCGGGCUGAUAAGUUCAGUUAUAUGUUGCAGAGCUCUUAUUCGGAAAGGCUGAUUUUCAGCCCCGAGACCGAGAAAGUAUGGGACUAUUGGUUAAUGAAGAGGAUAAAGCGAGUGUCAAUUGUCGAGUUCUUUAGCAUCUGUAUAUUGGGAUUCUUUCGUUCUUUACCAGAAUAUGGUUUUGCAGAAGUGGUUGAAAUAAAAGAUGCCAAAGAAGUACAACCAAGUUCCUCUGAAUUUUAGUUGGUUC